AUGUCGCGCCAUCACCCUGAUUUAGUAAUGUGCCGCAAACAACCAGGCAUAGCAAUUGGCCGUCUCUGCGAUAAAUGCGACGGUAAAUGUCCUGUCUGCGACUCCUACGUCCGACCCACAACCCUCGUCCGAAUCUGCGACGAAUGUUCCUUCGGCAACUAUCAAAAUAAAUGCAUCGUCUGUGGUGGCGAGGGUAUAUCCGAUGCCUUCUAUUGCUUUGAAUGUACACGUCUAGAGAAGGAUAGAGAUGGAUGUCCGAAGAUUAUCAACUUGGGAAGUUCGAGGACGGAUUUGUUUUACCAGAAGAAAAAUUUUCGAAAUCAUUAA
This is a messenger RNA of Orbilia oligospora ATCC 24927, 327 nucleotides long. RefSeq lists its product as uncharacterized. The transcript has 2 exons. The coding region runs from base 1 to 327 and encodes 108 amino acids. Gene Ontology annotation, cellular component: precatalytic spliceosome; catalytic step 2 spliceosome; U2 snRNP. Lineage: Eukaryota; Fungi; Ascomycota; Orbiliomycetes; Orbiliales; Orbiliaceae. Gene Ontology annotation, biological process: mRNA splicing, via spliceosome. The record is from RefSeq and is a predicted model, not a curated record.